UAAAUGCCACUUGAUACUCAUAAGACCCCCAAACACUCCACAAAACUAGUCAAUCAAUCAUCUUCAUCUUCUCCAAAUCUCGAAAAAGCAUCUUCAAAAAAAAAAAAAAAAAAAAAAAAAAGAACACUCAUCAUCAUCAAUGGCAACAAAAUCAUAACCAAAAACCUCAUGCUAUUAUGAUUCCAUAUCCAUAUCAAGGUCACAUCACACCCUUUGUCUAUCUAGCCAUAAAACUAGCUUCACAUGGCUUCACAAUAACAUUUGUCAACACACAUUACAUACAUUCCAAGAUUUCAAACUCACAACAAUCAUCUCAACAAAAUUGCCAAAUUAUAAACAAAGAUGAUUUAUUUGCUAGAGCACGAAUCUGGACUAGACAUUCGUUACAAGACAGUUAAUGAUGGAUUUCCAUUAAGGUUUGAUAGGUCAUUAAAUCAUGAUCAAUUUGUUGAAGGAUUAUUGCAUGUUUUUUCGGCACAUUUUGAUGAAUUGGUUGAAGAUUUGGUUAAAGGGGACCCACCUGUGACGUGUUUGAUUGCUGCUGAUACAUUUUAUGUGUGGCCAGCCAUGAUUGCUGAGAAGUAUAAUUUGUGUUAUGUUUCGUUUUGGACAGAACCUGCUUUGGUUUUUAAUCUCUAUUAUCAUAUGGAACUCCUCAAGAAAAUGGACAUUUUGCUUGUCAAGAUAAUCGCAAGGACACUAUAGAUUACAUACCAGGAGUUAAAGCUAUUGAACCAAGGGACUUGAUGUCAUAUCUCCAAGCAACUGAUAUUUGGACUUGUGUCCACAGGGUACUCUACAAGGCCUUUGCAGAUAUUAAAA
This is a messenger RNA of Lycium ferocissimum, 822 nucleotides long. Its product is annotated as UDP-glycosyltransferase 86A1-like. The transcript is spliced from 2 exons. The record is from RefSeq and is a predicted model, not a curated record. Bases 343 to 705 code for a protein of 120 amino acids. NCBI's taxonomy places the organism in Eukaryota, Viridiplantae, Streptophyta, Magnoliopsida, Solanales, Solanaceae.